GUUUUCAUUAUAUUCGUCAUUUGAAAGUGAUCUUAACUACGAUUCACAUCAACCAGCAAAAAAUUGAUUUAAUUUAAAUUCUUAAAGUUAAUUGUUUCAUAUCUUCAAAUUAAUCAACUUAUUUAAAUAAAAAUGUCUCUUAAUUGUUUCUUAAUUGCUACCCAACUGAUCUCAAUUGUCUCCGUAAUCAAUGCCGUUCCAAUUGAUGUUGGUGUAAACAAUUUAACCUCAGUUCCUGAUCCAGUUAAUAUCAAUGGUUCAUUAACAGUCCUUGAUACAACUAUGGCAACGAUUGAUUUAACAACCAUUUCAUCAGGUAAAAAUGAUUCAAGAGAUGGACGAUCAGGUGAAGAUUUAAUUAUUCCUAAUCAAGAAUCAAUUAAAAAUGAAUCAAAGGAAUCAGAUAAAUCAUCAGCUAUCAGAUUCCCAAGGGAAGAUGAAAUUGAUUCAGUUAUGAUUAACUCAACAUCCACUAAUUCAUCAUCAGUUGAUCAGAUUGCCACUAAUUCACCUGUUGCUGAUAUUUCAUUGGAACCCAAUUCAACAUUGAUUGAAGGAUUAGUCGAAUCAUCAUCCUCAUCAUCCUCAUCAUCUUCCACCUCCUCAUCCUCAUCAUCAUCAUCUAUGAUUGUUGAUUUAUCACCAUCAACCUCAUCAUCCACAUCAAAACCAUCAACAACAACAACCGAACAAUUAAUUGUUGAUUCAAGUUCCACUGUCGCUCCACGAAUUGGUAGAUCACAAUCAGGUACAAUCGAUGAUGAAAUCAAUUCCAAUCUUAAUGAUACACUUUCAAUCUUAACCACUUUAUCCUCAAUUCUUAAUCAAUCAACUACAAAUGAUUCAAUUUCAUCCGUUUAAAAUUCUGACCGGAACCUUGACCAUCCAAUCAAACGAUUAUCAGCCAAUUAAUGGUUUCAAAUCAUUAAUCUUUCAUGGUUGAUGACCAAGAAUAAUUUUCUUCCAACUAUAUAAUAUAUAAACACAAACACAAACAAUUAAGCUGAAUAAAUGUUAAUCCUUGUUAAUUGUUGAUUGAAAAAAAAAGUAAAUCAAUUUAUGGGCAAAUCAUGUAAUCAUUUAAUUUCUGUAACAUUUUUCUGGUCAAACAGAUUUUUCUAAUCAACUAAGACACUUCCACCAACUAAAUUAAAUCAAUCAACUGUCUUAAUCAACAAUUAAAUACAAUAAACCAAAUUAA
This is a messenger RNA of Panonychus citri (citrus red mite), 1201 nucleotides long. RefSeq lists its product as uncharacterized. Bases 133 to 861 code for a protein of 242 amino acids. The transcript is spliced from 2 exons. Lineage: Eukaryota; Metazoa; Arthropoda; Arachnida; Trombidiformes; Tetranychidae. The record is from RefSeq and is a predicted model, not a curated record.